Erpetoichthys calabaricus (reedfish) is the source of this 1179-nucleotide messenger RNA. Its product is annotated as coiled-coil domain-containing protein 178. The transcript is spliced from 9 exons. Lineage: Eukaryota; Metazoa; Chordata; Cladistia; Polypteriformes; Polypteridae. The coding region runs from base 28 to 1179 and encodes 383 amino acids. The record is from RefSeq and is a predicted model, not a curated record.
UUAGGCUAAUGAACUGCUCUUCCAAAAAUGCCUGAUGUGAAGCUACUUAAAUAUUCUUCAGAAAAGGAGAAGGCACACACGCACGGUGAAGUGGAUGGAUUCCAUUUAGUCUAUUCCAACAGACGGCGUAGCUGUGCUUUGGUAAACACUCCAUCACCUUGUGUUAACAAAGCCAUCCACCACAUACAAGAGAUUGAAAGAAAAAUCGAAGUCUGGUUUGAACAGCUGGAUGUUGCUUUGCUUGAAUCUUCUGAGCAUCUAGACAUUGAUGAAAGCACAUUACGAUCUUGCACUAAUUCGUUUGAUCCUGGUACCAUCUGUAUUGAGGGCAAAGGAAUUUCUGGAAAAGAAUGUGAUAAAGUAGCUUCACUGAGAGAGGAGGCCAAAGCUGUCUUGUUGGAGAUUAUUGAUUUGAUAGUUCGCCUAGAAACUGACCGCCAAGAGGCAGAAGAAGCUUUGAAGAAGGAGCGAGAACGGAAAAUAAAAUUAGUGCAGAAAAUCGAUUUCUUGUCAUUGUGGAGGCUUCAACACCUUCCUGCAGCUGUACAAAAAGAGCAUGAAGCAUGUGCACGGGACAUAAAUGAGCUACUCUGGCACCUUCAGCGAAAAAAGGAAAGACUGAAAGAAAUAAAAGAAAGACUACAACAGGCUGAGAUUCAGAAUCGAAGACUGCUAGAAGACAUUGGCUUUGUGGAAAAGCAUGCGCCACUUGUGAAGGAAAAAUUGGCAUGUGAAAGUAAUAUAUUACAUGAAAUCGAGAAGGCUCAAGAUGAGGCAAAUGAAAUAUUUUCAAAGUGCAGCAAUGAACUCCAAAGUGUUCAGCAGUUGUUUGAUGAGACUGAAUCCAAAGCGAAUGCUGAAAGGGACAAAAUGUCCAUGGAGCUGAAUGAUAUUACAUCUAAUUUAAAUGCACAGAUACACGAGCUUGAUCAGUUUGAACUGUACUCAAGAGCCUGUUUGAAAAAGAUGGCAGAAAUCCAAAGAAAUCUGAUAGAAAGAGAAAAUGAAGACAGAUUCCUGAAGAUACAGAUAUCAAAUCAGUCUGAAUGCGAACAAAUUUUAAAAGACGAGUUUCAUUUAGUUGCUAUGGUUGAAGAUGGACAGCACCACAACGGUCUUCUUGUGGUGCAGAUUGUAGAAGUUGAGUUUGAACCCUGGUUCGAUGUGCACCUAGCAUAA